Lymnaea stagnalis (great pond snail) is the source of this 231-nucleotide messenger RNA. NCBI's taxonomy places the organism in Eukaryota, Metazoa, Mollusca, Gastropoda, Lymnaeidae. The record is from the annotation of a GenBank genome assembly.
AAAAUGUCGUCAAGUCCUUGGGACACUUACUCUCAGCAUCCCGGCCUCCCAUCAUCUCUUGAACCUUAUGGUCACCCUUUUUCAACAGACAUGCGGAGCCUGGCUGGUGGCUCUGGAGGACCUGGAAUGAGUGGAUUGAGUGGAGAUGGAGUUUUAGGUUAUCCUAAGUCUAGUGAUUUAUCUGCAAAUUUGAAUUUGGCUUCUCAGUAUGCUGCAUAUGGUUCAUCCUAU